AUCCGUCUCUCUCACGUGCACGAUCUCUUGCAGUGUCAUUUCUAAGGUCGAUGUGCUUUCUUUCUCUAAUUUAUCAGAAUUAUUUGACUUUUGUUUGUGAGGUUUUCUGGCGAGUUUUAGUGUAAAUUGUUUUCACAAUUCAACAAAGUGUUUCUCGUUAUUUUGUGUUAAUAUCGUCAAAGUAACCUUUACAAAAUAAUGUCCGACAAAAAAGGAAACGAGAUGAUCAUGAAAGUAUGUUACUUCCAGCUUCAACUGCACAGGAAGAUGAGCUGAUCACCCCCGGACGUGGAUCCCGAAAAAAAACACUAUCGGUGGCGCCGGUCCUCCGCAAUCGAGUGGACCGUCUUUUACUCCGCAACCGCCGCCGCAAGCCAAUCCCCCAAUGCCUACGUCGCAACCGUACGGAGUAAUGCCCGGUAUACCGGGAGGUAAUCCCUACGUCAUUCCCGGACAGACUCAGAUUUAUCCUCAAGGUCCUCCUCCUACCUACGAUCAAGCUCUAACUCAUCCGGCGGCAAUCGUCGGACAACACAUGUAUCCCCCCGGCGCGAUGUACGCCGCCGGUUACCCGACGUAUUUAGGUUACCCGACUUACGCCCCGAUGCAGUAUUACCCAUCGUUGGGCGCUUACUCGUACGCCAUGCAACCCGCACAAUUGAGGCCGACCAUUAUGAUACCAAACGGGUACGACGCCGGCGCUCGAUUCGACGGUAUAGCUCAACAGGUACUUCCCCCGGCUCCGCCGGGCGUUCCCCCGUCGGCGGCGCAAUUGGCCGCGAUGGCCGGUCACCAGGUGGCGUUAGGACAGAAGAAAAAUACUUUCCUGGCGGGCGGAUCCGAGGGGGGGUAUACUUUUUGGUAGGAAAUGCUCGGGCGAGCGAUUAGGGGAUAAAAAAAAAGAAGAAGAAAAACGAAAUUGUUAUUAUAUUUUAUUUUUGACGGACGGAUGCCCCGAUGGGUUUUUUUUUUUAAAUCUAGUCCUUAGUUAAUAGGUCAGAAAAAAGUUGUUUGGUCGGUCGCAAAAGAACGAAACGAAAUUUUUGAUAUUUGGCACAAUUUUUUGCAAAGCGGAAGAGCUGUAACUCUUAUAGAUUGUAACUAACGGAUAAAAAUAAUAGUUACGUCGUUCGAUUGGUCUGAUUAGUGUUUUUUUCGAAACAAAAAUCGUUUGCGGGAUAUUCUGGCAUCAAAUUUUGCAAAUCCGAUAUAAUUUGCACCAUUUUUGUUCUACAACUGAAGUUGUAACUCUUAUAAAUUGUAACUGACGGAUAAAAAUAAGAGUUACAUCAACCGAUCGGUGUUGAUACACCGAUAAGGCUCUUUAGAGGACAAAACUUGUGUUUAUAAUGAACAUUUUUCUAAUUCUGACGUUUUCCAGAUCAAUUUCACUUUUUAAUUCGAACAAAAACUUGGCAAGUUGAAAUUUUGAAAGAAAAAUAAGAGUUACACCCCUUUUUUGGUCCAAUAAAAAUUUUUUAUAAGGCAAAUGAGGUUUAUAGAACAACAUGGCUCUACAUUUUGAUAAUCUUUUGUAUAUUUUAUCGGUUUUGGUUUAUUAACAGUAACCGUAACUCUUAUAAAUUGUAACUAACGGAUAAAAAUAAGAGUUACAUCAACCAAUCGGUGUUGAUACACCGAUAAGGCUCUUUAGAGGACAAAACUUGUGUUUAUAAUGAACAUUUUUCUAAUUCUGACGUUUUCCAGAUCAAUUUCACUUUUUAAUUCGAACAAAAACUUGGCAAGUUGAAAUUUUGAAAGAAAAAUAAGAGUUACACCCCUUUUUUGGUCCAAUAAAAAUUUUUUAUAAGGCAAAUGAGGUUUAUAGAACAACAUGGCUCUACAUUUUGAUAAUCUUUUGUAUAUUUUAUCGGUUUUGGUUUAUUAACAGUAACCGUAACUCUUAUAAAUUGUAACUGACGGAUAAAAAUAAGAGUUACAUCAACCAAUCGGUGUUGAUAUACCAAUAAGACUCUUUAGAGGACAAAACUUGUGUUUAUAAUGAACAUUUUUCUAAUUCUGACGUUUUCCAGAUCAAUUUCACUUUUUAAUUCGAACAAAAACUUGGCAAGUUGAAAUUUUGAAAGAAAAAUAAGAGUUACACCCCUUUUUUGGUCCAAUAAAAAUUUUUUAUAAGGCAAAUGAGGUUUAUAGAACAACAUGGCUCUACAUUUUGAUAAUCUUUUGUAUAUUUUAUCGGUUUUGGUUUAUUAACAGUAACCGUAACUCUUAUAAAUUGUAACUGACGGAUAAAAAUAAGAGUUACAUCAACCAAUCGGUGUUGAUAUACCAAUAAGACUCUUUAGAGGACAAAACUUGUGUUUAUAAUGAACAUUUUUCUAAUUCUGACGUUUUCCAGAUCAAUUUCACUUUUUAAUUCGAACCAAAACUUGGCAAGUUGAAAUUUUGAGAGAAAAAUAAGAGUUACACCCCUUUUUUGGUCCAAUAAGAAUUUUUUAUAAGGCAAAUGAGGUUUAUAGAACAUUUUGGCUCUACAUUUUGAUAAUCUUUUGUAUAUUUUAUCGGUUUUGGUUUAUUAACAGUAACCGUAACUCUUAUAAAUUGUAACUAACGGAUAAAAAUAAUAGUUACAUCAACCAAUCGGUGUUGAUACACCGAUAAGGCUCUUUAGAGGACAAAACUUGUGUUUAUAAUGAACAUUUUUCUAAUUCUGACGUUUUCCAGAUCAAUUUCACUUUUUAAUUCGAACAAAAACUUGGCAAGUUGAAAUUUUGAAAGAAAAAUAAGAGUUACACCCCUUUUUUGGUCCAAUAAGAAUUUUUUAUAAGGCAAAUGAGGUUUAUAGAACAACAUGGCUCUACAUUUUGAUAAUCUUUUGUAUAUUUUAUCGGUUUUGGUUUAUUAACAGUAACCGUAACUCUUAUAAAUUGUAACUGACGGAUAAAAAUAAGAGUUACAUCAACCAAUCGGUGUUGAUAUACCAAUAAGACUCUUUAGAGGACAAAACUUGUGUUUAUAAUGAACAUUUUUCUAAUUCUGACGUUUUCCAGAUCAAUUUCACUCUUCAAUUCGAACAAAAACUUGGCAAGUUGAAAUUUUGAAAGAAAAAUAAGAGUUACACCCCUUUUUUGGUCCAAUAAAAAUUUUUUAUAAGGCAAAUGAGGUUUAUAGAACAACAUGGCUCUACAUUUUGAUAAUCUUUUGUAUAUUUUAUCGGUUUUGGUUUAUUAACAGUAACCGUAACUCUUAUAAAUUGUAACUGACGGAUAAAAAUAAGAGUUACAUCAACCAAUCGGUGUUGAUAUACCAAUAAGACUCUUUAGAGGACAAAACUUGUGUUUAUAAUGAACAUUUUUCUAAUUCUGACGUUUUCCAGAUCAAUUUCACUUUUUAAUUCGAACAAAAACUUGGCAAGUUGAAAUUUUGAAAGAAAAAUAAGAGUUACACCCCUUUUUUGGUCCAAUAAAAAUUUUUUAUAAGGCAAAUGAGGUUUAUAGAACAACAUGGCUCUACAUUUUGAUAAUCUUUUGUAUAUUUUAUCGGUUUUGGUUUAUUAACAGUAACCGUAACUCUUAUAAAUUGUAACUGACGGAUAAAAAUAAGAGUUACAUCAACCAAUCGGUGUUGAUAUACCAAUAAGACUCUUUAGAGGACAAAACUUGUGUUUAUAAUGAACAUUUUUCUAAUUCUGACGUUUUCCAGAUCAAUUUCACUCUUCAAUUCGAACAAAAACUUGGCAAGUUGAAAUUUUGAAAGAAAAAUAAGAGUUACACCCCUUUUUUGGUCCAAUAAAAAUUUUUUAUAAGGCAAAUGAGGUUUAUAGAACAACAUGGCUCUACAUUUUGAUAAUCUUUUGUAUAUUUUAUCGGUUUUGGUUUAUUAACAGUAACCGUAACUCUUAUAAAUUGUAACUGACGGAUAAAAAUAAGAGUUACAUCAACCAAUCGGUGUUGAUAUACCAAUAAGACUCUUUAGAGGACAAAACUUGUGUUUAUAAUGAACAUUUUUCUAAUUCUGACGUUUUCCAGAUCAAUUUCACUUUUUAAUUCGAACAAAAACUUGGCAAGUUGAAAUUUUGAAAGAAAAAUAAGAGUUACACCCCUUUUUUGGUCCAAUAAAAAUUUUUUAUAAGGCAAAUGAGGUUUAUAGAACAACAUGGCUCUACAUUUUGAUAAUCUUUUGUAUAUUUUAUCGGUUUUGGUUUAUUAACAGUAACCGUAACUCUUAUAAAUUGUAACUGACGGAUAAAAAUAAAAGUUACGGUUACAAUGAGACUUGUUAUGAAACAAAAACGGUUUAUAGGACGUUACGACAUCAAAUUUUGUGAAUUUAAUAUAUCUAAUAUCGUUUUUUAUUUGUUUUGCCUCUUUUAAGAUGCAGUAACUCUUAUAAAUCAAAGCUGAUUCAAAAAAAUAAAAGUUACAAUCACCAUAGAGGAAAUUUUUUCGCUUCGUUAACUUCUGCUUCCUAAACAACAAAAAAAUGUCAUUUUUGACAUGUGAUGGGUUUAUAAAACAGUGUCGUAUGUCAUUCUUUUGCGAUUCGAUAUAUUAGCGCACUAACAACAGGCGUGUACGUGAUUUUAUUUUCUCUCUCUUAUUUUUUUUUAAUUAUUAUUAUUAUUUAAACGAUUCAGGUAUCGAAAAAAAGGAAAAAAAACGUGAAAACUCUUGUUUUAAUUAGGAAUUACAACAACAAAAAAACUUGUAAUAAAAUAGGACUUAACUAUAGUAAAAAUAAAUUAAUCGAAAUUAUUACCUCACUUUAGCUCUUAUUAAAAAAAUAUUCAGCAUUAUUUUUUUUUUGUUCUUUUUCUUAUAGUUUUAUCCAAAAAAAAAAUAAAUCGAAAUGGGGCAGCUAUAAAUAUUCGAAUUUCAAUAAUUAACCGUUUUAUUGACAUUUUUUUCUCAUAUAAUAUUCCUUAAAAAUAUUUUUAAAGUAAUUGAUGAUGUGUAACACAUUCGAAACGUAUUACUACUCCAUUUCCCCGUUGGAUUUAUCGAAAAAAAAAAUACGAUUGAAUCGACACCGUUGAAAUAUGUAUGGUACGAGGACGUUCCAAAAAGUGUUCACUACACCUACACUUGAAAUUGCACUUUCUGGUCCUUCGAGCCGGGUAUGAACUGUUUUAUAAGGCUCGAAGGACCAGAAAGUGUUUUUACUUGAAAAUUGAUGGAUUUUCGUACAAUAAACUCCGUUUUUCACAACCGGCGAGCUUAAAAUGGCGUUAAUUUUGAUUAUCGGCCAUUUUAAAUAAUAACAUUACUAACGGCGAGUUCAAAAUGGCGUCAAGUUUAAUUAACGAAAUUUUUAAUCAAGUCGGCCAUUUUGAAUAAUGGCGCUGCUAACGGCGAGAUCAAAAUGGCGUCAAGGUUAAUUAACGAAAUUUUUAAUCAAGUCGGCCAUUUUGAAUAAUGACAUUACAAACGGCGAGAUCAAAAUGGCGUCAAGGUUAAUUAACGAAAUUUUUAAUCAAGUCGGCCAUUUUGAAUAAUGGCGCUGCUAACGGCGAGAUCAAAAUGGCGUCAAGGUUAAUUAACGAAAUUUUUAAUCAAGUCGGUCAUUUUGAAUAAUGACAUUACAAACGGCGAGAUCAAAAUGGCGUCAAGGUUAAUUAACGAAAUUUUUAAUCAAGUCGGCCAUUUUGAAUAAUGGCGCUGCUAACGGCGAGAUCAAAAUGGCGUCAAGGUUAAUUAACGAAAUUUUUAAUCAAGUCGGUCAUUUUGAAUAAUGACAUUACAAACGGCGAGAUCAAAAUGGCGUCAAGGUUAAUUAACGAAAUUUUUAAUCAAGUCGGUCAUUUUGAAUAAUGACAUUACAAACGGCGAGAUCAAAAUGGCGUCAAGGUUAAUUAACGAAAUUUUUAAUCAAGUCGGCCAUUUUGAAUAAUGGCGCUGCUAACGGCGAGAUCAAAAUGGCGUCAAGGUUAAUUAACGAAAUUUUUAAUCAAGUCGGUCAUUUUGAAUAAUGACAUUACAAACGGCGAGAUCAAAAUGGCGUCAAGGUUAAUUAACGAAAUUUUUAAUCAAGUCGGCCAUUUUGAAUAAUGGCGCUGCUAACGGCGAGAUCAAAAUGGCGUCAAGGUUAAUUAACGAAAUUUUUAAUCAAGUCGGUCAUUUUGAAUAAUGACAUUACAAACGGCGAGAUCAAAAUGGCGUCAAGGUUAAUUAACGAAAUUUUUAAUCAAGUCGGCCAUUUUGAAUAAUGGCAGUGCUAACGGCGAGAUCAAAAUGGCGUCAAGGUUAAUUAACGAAAUUUUUAAUCAAGUCGGUCAUUUUGAAUAAUGACAUUACAAACGGCGAGAUCAAAAUGGCGUCAAGGUUAAUUAACGAAAUUUUUAAUCAAGUCGGCCAUUUUGAAUAAUGACAGUGCUAACGGCUAGAUCAAAAUGGCGUCAAGGUUAAUUAACGAAAUUUUUAAUCAAGUCGGCCAUUUUGAAUAAUGGCAGUGCUAACGGCGAGAUCAAAAUGGCGUCAAGGUUAAUUAACGAAAUUUUUAAUCAAGUCGGUCAUUUUGAAUAAUGGCGCUGCUAACGGCGAGAUCAAAAUGGCGUCAAGGUUAAUUAACGAAAUUUUUAAUCAAGUCGGUCAUUUUGAAUAAUGACAUUACAAACGGCGAGAUCAAAAUGGCGUCAAGGUUAAUCAACGAAAUUUUUAAUCAAGUCGGCCAUUUUGAAUAAUGACAGUGCUAACGGCUAGAUCAAAAUGGCGUCAAGGUUAAUUAACGAAAUUUUUAAUCAAGUCGGCCAUUUUGAAUAAUGGCAGUGCUAACGGCGAGAUCAAAAUGGCGUCAAGGUUAAUUAACGAAAUUUUUAAUCAAGUCGGCCAUUUUGAAUAAUGGCGCUGCUAACGGCGAGAUCAAAAUGGCGUCAAGGUUAAUUAACGAAAUUUUUAAUCAAGUCGGCCAUUUUGAAUAAUGACAUUACAAACGACGAGAUCAAAAUGGCGUCAAGGUUAAUUAACGAAAUUUUUAAUCAAGUCGGCCAUUUUGAAUAAUGACAGUGCUAACGGCGAGAUCAAAAUGGCGUCAAGGUUAAUUAACGAAAUUUUUAAUCAAGUCGGCCAUUUUGAAUAAUGGCGCUGCUAACGGCGAGAUCAAAAUGGCGUCAAGGUUAAUUAACGAAAUUUUUAAUCAAGUCGGCCAUUUUGAAUAAUGGCGCUGCUAACGGCGAGAUCAAAAUGGCGUCAAGGUUAAUUAACGAAAUUUUUAAUCAAGUCGGUCAUUUUGAAUAAUGACAGUGCUAACGGCGAGAUCAAAAUGGCGUCAAGGUUAAUUAACGAAAUUUUUAAUCAAGUCGGCCAUUUUGAAUAAUGACAGUGCUAACGGCGAGAUCAAAAUGGCGUCAAGGUUAAUUAACGAAAUUUUUAAUCAAGUCGGUCAUUUUGAAUAAUGACAUUACAAACGGCGAGAUCAAAAUGGCGUCAAGGUUAAUUAACGAAAUUUUUAAUCAAGUCGGCCAUUUUGAAUAAUGACAUUACAAACGACGAGAUCAAAAUGGCGUCAAGGUUAAUUAACGAAAUUUUUAAUCAAGUCGGCCAUUUUGAAUAAUGACAGUGCUAACGGCGAGAUCAAAAUGGCGUCAAGGUUAAUUAACGAAAUUUUUAAUCAAGUCGGCCAUUUUGAAUAAUGGCGCUGCUAACGGCGAGAUCAAAAUGGCGUCAAGGUUAAUUAACGAAAUUUUUAAUCAAGUUGGCCAUUUUGAAUAAUGUCAGUGCUAAUGGCGAUACGCUGGAUUCUUUAUGAAUAUACCUCGUAUUUAAAUGAUAAAUCGACAUUUUUUUGGGAUGAAAGUUGUGUCCUCGUACCGGAUACUUUCAAUUACAUUAUUCAACGCGUGUUUUUUCGUCAUUUUUUAUAAUUCUGUGCAAUUUUCCAUAAAAAUAUUUCCGUCGACGUUUGUUACGUUUCAUUGCGGUCCUAAUGGCUGAAAUAUUAGCUAACUUUUUUUUAUUUGUUUAAAAAUUAUUGACGGUUGUGUUUUUGUUUAAGUUUUUUUUUAUUUACAUCACAAAUUAAGUUUUGUGCCAUUUGUUGGAAGAAAAAACCUUCCAGGUGGAUUUUUAGACUCAAAUAAAAUUCUUUUUAAAAGCUAGAACAAUUGGAUUUUUUUUUAUUUUACACUAAUAGAUUUUUUUCGGAAACUUCUCAUCCGACCCUGGUAUAUACAUGAACGGACUAUGUUGAAAGUCUAAAGAAUAUCGAAACUUUUUCGGUUACAUCCAAAAUAUGAAAAUAAUGUUUUUUUUUCUUAAUUCUCACAUUACUUCUCAUCCGAACCCGGUAUAUAUAAACAAAGAAUACGAAAAUCAAAAAACUUUUCAAAUAGUCUCCGAAUCUCAUGAAUGUCAAAUUUUCGUUUAUCUUGAUUCUUCUUUUUCUUUAAUUUUCAUCCAUAUAGCAAUUCCAGUUACUUUUUAAAUAUAAAACAAAACUACUGGAAUAUUUUACAUGUUUUUAAAAGAAUCUGUUGAUAAUUAAACUGAAUAAAGAAUAAAAAAACAAAAAGUAAACAUUGAUAUCCAAUACUCACAUGUAUUAAAAAUAAAACUAAACAUAACCUACAAAAAGCAUCGAGUCACUAUUAGAUCGAUUCAACACAGGUGUCAACAGUGUAGUAAAAAAAUCUUGCCGUGUAAAUCGAUUUUGAAAAAAAAUUCACUAAUAUUUCAGUUUUCACAGUUUUGGCAUCACGAAUAUUCACUUUUUAUUCUCAUUAUUCGUCGAUGAGAGACCACAACAAUCGUUGCCAAAUUGUGAAUCCCACUAUCUAAUUAUAAAGCUCCCAAUCGUGCUAAUAUCAAUUUUCUAGUUGAAUUAUUUAUCAUCAAAUUGAAAUUUAACCAUAGGAGUGGAAAUUUUUUCAACUUCUAUGUCAAUACUUUUGUAAAAUUGUGGUCAGUUGCACACUACGACCCGUCAUCAAAAACAAAUGAAUAGUAACUGAAUCAUUAAUAACAAUAACUUAAUAGUCUUGUUUAAAAAGGCCACUUUUUGAAGUUGACAGCUUUCAAAACUUUAUAGUAAGCUUAGUGGGGGUAUAAUAAUAUUUGUAUUAUCCGUUUAAAAAAAUGUUUUGAAUACUUGAUUUAACGGAAUUGUUAUACGAGGGAGAUAAAUUUUAGUUAUUCAUAAUCGUUAUGAUUAAACGUAUUGGUUAUUUCACUUUUGUUUAUGAACUGGUGCAACUGACGACAAAAUUUAUAAUUGUCAGCAUGUUUCAACAUUUCCAUCUCUUAACAGAUAAGUAGUACAAAUAAAUAUUUUUUUUUAGUCUCAUUUACUUAUGAAGAGGUAAUUUGAAAAGUGUUUUUACUAAAAAAAAUCAAUUUUAAAUGAUUAAAAUUUGUUUUUACGAAUUUCGUGAUUGUGUAAAUUCUUGUAUCUAAACAAUUGUUCUUAGGAUGAUAUUAGUUCGUUUUGAACGUACUUUUUCUUAUAAAUAAUAAUUAUAUUAUUACAGAAAAUCAAUGUAUAAUACUUGUAGUAAUAGUAUUGUGAAUUUUUGAGGUAAAAAAACACUUGAAUAUUUACCUUUCCAUAAAUUCGAUAUUUAUUUCUAUUUUUUUAAUGUUUGUUUGAUCUAUUAUAAAAUAAAUAAUUAAAUAUACCGUUAAUUGAAAUGAAAUCAUUCUAGCGCAAUAAAUAAAAGUUGAAUGUAA
This is a messenger RNA of Diorhabda sublineata, 9620 nucleotides long. RefSeq names its product DAZ-associated protein 2. The transcript has 6 exons. The coding region runs from base 386 to 865 and encodes 159 amino acids. The record is from RefSeq and is a predicted model, not a curated record. Lineage: Eukaryota; Metazoa; Arthropoda; Insecta; Coleoptera; Chrysomelidae.